Molecule: messenger RNA, 1101 nt
Organism: Chrysochloris asiatica (Cape golden mole)
Lineage: Eukaryota; Metazoa; Chordata; Mammalia; Afrosoricida; Chrysochloridae
Gene: FCGRT
Product: Fc fragment of IgG, receptor, transporter, alpha
Exons: 6
Coding region: 1-1101 (366 amino acids)
Biological process (GO): immune response
Cellular component (GO): external side of plasma membrane
Molecular function (GO): beta-2-microglobulin binding
Source: RefSeq, a predicted model, not a curated record
AUGGGGGUCCCCCGACCGCGGUUCUGGGGGUUCGGUGUGCUGUUGCUGCUCCUGCCCAGGACGCUGGGCGCAGACAGCCAACUCUCCCUCCUAUACCGUCUCACCGCUGUGUCCUCCCCUGCCCAGGGGACUCCUGCCUUCUGGGUGACUGGCUGGCUGGGUCCACAGCAGUACCUGAGCUACAAUAACCUGAGGUCUGAGGCUGAGCCCUAUGGGGCAUGGGUCUGGGAAAACCAGGUGUCCUGGUAUUGGGAGAAAGAGACGGUCGACCUGAGAAACCAGGAGAAGCUCUUCCUUGAAGCGCUCAAAGUCCUGAUAGGAGAAGAUCCCCAGAUCCUGCAAGGUCUGCUGGGCUGUGAGUUGGGCCCAGGAAAUGUCUCGGUGCCCAUGGCCAAGUUUGCCAUUAACGGCGAGGACUUCAUGACGUUCAACCCCAAGCUGGGCAUCUGGAGUGGGGACUGGCCUGAAGCCCAAACCAUUAGCAACCAGUGGAUGAAACAGGACGAGGCCAUCCAUAAAGAGAAGACCUUCCUGCUGGACUCAUGUCCCCAGAGGCUAUUGGGCCACCUGGAGCGGGGCCGUGGGAACAUCGAGUGGAAGGAGCCGCCCUCCAUGCGUCUGAAGGCCCGGCCCAGCAGCAGCCCUGGCUUCUCUAUGCUCACCUGCAGUGCCUUCUCCUUCUACCCCCCGGAGCUACAACUGCGAUUUCUUCGGAAUGGACUGGCAUCCGGCUCUGGAGAGAUCAACUUCAGUCCCAAUGGCGACGGCUCCUUCCAUGCUUGCUCCUCACUGCAAGUCAAAAGUGGCGAUGAGCACAAUUAUUGCUGUGUUGUGCAGCACGCAGGGCUGCCAAAGCCCCUCAAAGUGCAGCUCGAAUCGUCAUCCAAGUCUGCCAUGCCUCUGGUGGGACUCUUCAUCGGCUUCCUACUGCUCAUAGUGGGAGUCACAGGAGGAGCUGUGCUGUGGAGGAGGAUGAGGACCGGGCUGCCAGCCCCUUGGAUCUCCUUCCGAGGUGACGAUGUUGGAGCUCUCAUCCCCACGCCUGGCCUGCCGCAGGAGGCUGACUCUCAGGAUCCCAAUGCACUUCUAGAUGCUGCCUGA